UACAAACAUUGACUUGACAUUCAUUGUUUGACGUUUGGUUUGUUAAAUUAAUGGAAAGUAGGAGAUUUUGAAAGACAAAACAAACAAACAAGUAGUAGUUUACCACAAUGAAAGACGUUAUAGAUGUGAUAGCGCUGCAAAAUAAUAGGCGUGAAAGACGUUUACCUGACUAUAGAAGUGCUCCGGGUCACAGUUUAGCCACAAACUUUAUAUUCGAAUGUGGAAUAAAGCUUGGAUUACAGCCGGCAACUGUCGCUACGGCAGCAAUAUUCUAUCACAAAUUCUUCAAAGAAGCCGAUAAGAAUGAUUACGAUUGUUACGUGAUUUGCACAGCUUGUCUGUGUGCUGCUGGAAAAUCGAGAGAUGAGCCCAUCAAGUUAAGGGACGCCGUGAAUGUCGCUCACAAUUCUAUAAACCGCGGCCAAGGGCCCUUGGAAUUAGGAGAAGAAUAUUGGCUCUGGCGUGGUGCUGUGGCACAAGCUGAACUUUUAGUGCUUAGAUUGUUGGGUUUCAAUCUCGAAACUCCAUCUCAUCAUCGAUACUUGUUGCACUACUUGCGAUCGCUCCAAGAAUGGUCCCCAGCUUCGCAGUGGCGGUCAGCGCCGAUAGCUCGCACCGCGAUGGCUUUCCUUCAAGAUUUCCAUCACUCUUCUGCUAUCCUGGACUAUAGAGCCCCACAUGUGGCAGUAGCGUGUUUGACAUUGGCACUACAUGUGUUAGGGGUAUCUGUACCUCUUGCAUCUACUCUAGAUGAUGAUGCAGCUUGGUACUCUGUGUUUACUAAAGACUUGCAGAAAGAGAAGAAUUGGGAAAUAAUGGAAAAAAUAAUGCAAGUAUAUGGCAGGGAGCCAGAGCCAAUAUAGUUUAUUUCACAUGAAAAAAAUAAUUUUUAGUUUAUAAGGUGUGUCAAAUAAAUUGAUUGAUUGAUGAA
Molecule: messenger RNA, 931 nt
Organism: Plodia interpunctella (Indianmeal moth)
Lineage: Eukaryota; Metazoa; Arthropoda; Insecta; Lepidoptera; Pyralidae
Gene: koko
Product: kokopelli
Exons: 2
Coding region: 108-863 (251 amino acids)
Biological process (GO): regulation of transcription by RNA polymerase II
Cellular component (GO): nucleus
Molecular function (GO): cyclin-dependent protein serine/threonine kinase regulator activity
Source: RefSeq, a predicted model, not a curated record